AUGGCUACCGACGAUGUUUGUCUUUUCAACAUCAGAACUGUUGAUUCCUCUGGAGAAGAGAAGUUGACAAACCGCAUCAGCACUGAGGCGGAAAUCGGCAAAAAAGCCACUCUAGGCACGAUCCGAAACAUAUUGGCAAUGAUCUAUAUUCUGGGCAUGGCGCACAUGAAUUCGGGACUCAUGAUUUGUAAAAGGGCUCGACUUGCCUUCUGCAGUAAGGAUGGUGCUCGUAUUGGUGACGACAUGAGUUGGGCUGUAUACAAAAGAUAG
This is a messenger RNA of Penicillium cosmopolitanum, 270 nucleotides long. RefSeq lists its product as uncharacterized. The transcript is spliced from 2 exons. NCBI's taxonomy places the organism in Eukaryota, Fungi, Ascomycota, Eurotiomycetes, Eurotiales, Aspergillaceae. Bases 1 to 270 code for a protein of 89 amino acids. The record is from RefSeq and is a predicted model, not a curated record.